This is a messenger RNA of Morchella importuna, 1635 nucleotides long. RefSeq lists its product as uncharacterized. The transcript is spliced from 4 exons. The record is from RefSeq and is a predicted model, not a curated record. Gene Ontology annotation, molecular function: protein binding. Lineage: Eukaryota; Fungi; Ascomycota; Pezizomycetes; Pezizales; Morchellaceae. Bases 1 to 1635 code for a protein of 544 amino acids.
AUGACCCUGCGAAAUUUCUCCACGCCCAGUGGAUCCACCACUCCCGAAGAAACGCCUACACAGGAAACCGAAACUUCUACAGAUAAAAUUGAGAACCAGUAUUCGGGUUUUCGGAUACGGAAGGUACCCAUUGCUAAACCGGAUGGCGACAGGCGAGCGGCCCGGGAACGGUACGCUGGAAGUACACCGAUGGUUUUUCGGUCCCCAGAACUCACCGGGGUCGACAAAGUAGCGGAUCUGGGAAGACGAAGCAUGCUUCCUGGGGUCUUUAAAGCAGCAGAGGAAUUGGUGCGAGGGGGAUAUGUACCGGAUACAAAGCUCUAUGCUGUCUUAAUUGAGGCUUGUGGGAAUUUCCAAGGAUGCUUAUUACAGCCUCUAGCGUUCCGGCUUUUCGAAGAGAUGAAAGCGAGAGGGCUACAAGUGAACUCGGAGAUCUACCAUUCUCUCCUGAAGCUCCUGGCCAAAUCACCAGACUACCUCAAGCGGUCAGAAGUCCUAAGUGAGAUGAAACAAGGAUGGUACGAAGUGACAGAAGGCGGCUGGGAAGACGUAAUUGCAGGAUAUAUCUUGGGUGGGCAACUGGAGAUGGCGCUGGAGAUUCUUGAUAGGCGGCGAAGGGAGGGUCGGACUCUACAUCGGAAUAUUUACAAAGACGUAAUCACGGGUCUUUGUAAAGUUGGAGAGGUUGACGAAGCAUUGCGCUUGCUCCGAGAACUGGAGGCAGAAAUCUCUUGGGUUACGCCCCCGGCGUUAGCAUACACUCUUCUGGCAGCUGCUACAAACCAGCUUCAUCUAGAAGCCACUUUGUUCUGCUGGAGGAUGAUUAUUGACAAAGAAAUGUUCAACCCCGAUGAUGGGCUUUGUUUGUCCACACUCAAUGUUGCAGCUAGACAUGGCCAGCCCCAAUUGGCGUCAGACGUUUUUAGGGUACUCUGGAACCGCAGCUUCAAGUAUGAGGAACAUCAUUAUGCUGCUCUUUUGGAAUCAUACGCUGUUGCUGGCGACCUAACGGCUGCAUUAUCGAUUCUGCCUCUUAUGCGGCAGGCAGGUGUUCCGCCAGUUGAGAAUACGGCCCAGCCAAUCACAAAACGUCUUUGCGACGACGCUUCUAUCCAAGAAGGCCUUAAUCUCUUAAAACAAAUGAAAAAAUCCGGUAAGGAUGUUGACCUCGCAGCGAUUCAUGCUCUGAUAGCUGCACACAUCGUCCGUCGCGAUAUCGACGCGGCGUUUGAAGUAUACAAAGAAUUGCCCGAGUUCGAUCUGCGGCCCGAUAUAAACACAUUCAAUCUCCUCUUGAAGAUUGCUGCGAAAGAGGCCAGGAAGGACUUCGCAGUUAAUCUCGUUGGCGAGAUGAAGGAGAUGAGGAUUGAACCAGACGUGGAAACCUAUGAGCACCUUUUCUAUGUGUCUCUGGCACAGGACAACUACGAGGAUGCGUUCAUCUAUUUAGAAGAACUGAAAGCAACAUGGAAACACGUACGACCGAGUUUGUACAAAGCCCUGGCUACCAAGUGCUACUUGGCGGGGGAUAAUAAUAGGUAUCACAUAGCAGUGAGAGAGCUACGAGCAAUGGGUAUACGACCAGCGGGCUUUAUAAGGAAGUUGAGGGAAGCUCACAGUAAACCGUCGAACUAG